CUAAUUCUUAAAUCUUAAACUAGUAAUCUGUGAUUUUACCUAUAAAUUAAAAUAAAGGUUGUCUUAUACAUUGUUUAUAAGUGCCAUAAGGAUUUAAAAAUGUCUAAAUCCAUGGCUCGACUCAAGUCAAUGAAGAGAGUUUCGGAGAAAAUUGACCAUUCUUCAAAGUUGCGAACACAUAUUCCUGCAGGAAUGGCUGCAGCCGGUCCUCCUCUAGGACCUAUGCUAGGGCAGCGUAAUAUAAAUAUAUCAGCCUUCUGUAAAGAUUUUAAUGAACGUACAGCUAAUAUUAAACCUGGUAUUCCCUUACCAACAAGAGUGAAGGUAAAUUCUGAUAGAUCCUAUGAGCUCACUAUCCAUCAGCCACCGGUUUCCUAUUUCCUGAAGCAGGCUGCUGGUGCGUCUCGCGGUGCAAUGCAGCCAGUUAAAGAGUUCUGUGGAAAAAUUACUCUCAAACAUAUCUAUGAAAUAGCUGUUAUAAAAUCCCAAGAUCCACCACUGCAGCAUAAAGAUUUAAAGGAAAUUUGUACAAUGCUUCUGGCAUCUGCCCGAACUUGUGGAAUACAAGUUGUCAAAGAACUGGAUCCUCAGGAAUAUGCAGAGUUUCUUGAAGAAAGAAAAAGAGUUAUAGAAGAACAGAAAAAGGAACUACAAGAAAAACGAGAGGCAAAAAUGUUAAGAACAGCAUAGUUUUUAAAUUAUGUUGAUCUUAUAUUUCUUCAGAUUACUGGGACCUGUGACUAGGACUAUAGGGAAUGCAGUGUUGCACAUCAGGUCGUGUAAGGCCCGAUUCGACCAAACUUGAAGUUACACCAGUAUAACUAUCA
Molecule: messenger RNA, 827 nt
Organism: Aricia agestis (brown argus)
Lineage: Eukaryota; Metazoa; Arthropoda; Insecta; Lepidoptera; Lycaenidae
Gene: mRpL11
Product: 39S ribosomal protein L11, mitochondrial
Exons: 4
Coding region: 100-690 (196 amino acids)
Biological process (GO): translation
Cellular component (GO): ribosome; mitochondrial large ribosomal subunit
Molecular function (GO): structural constituent of ribosome; large ribosomal subunit rRNA binding
Source: RefSeq, a predicted model, not a curated record